AUGUGUGGCCAAGACAAGCCAAGCGGCGCGGAGUACCGGACACAAGGCUGUUUCAAGCCCGUGGACAAGGCAGUCGCAAAGAAUGGAGAUCUCGUAGUGGAGGAGUUUCCCAUCUCCUUCGAUGGCUAUGACUACAUCCACGGACGCAUUGCAUAUAUCGUUGGGAGUGCACCUGCGCCGGUGAUCCUGGUGCAUCACAACUACGCAGGAUUGAAGCAGUUUGACAUCGAUCAAGCCAGUUUUUUUGCGAAGGUGGGCUACGUUGGUUUGGCAGUGGACUUGUACAAAGAGACAGCGGCCUUCACCUACAAGGAUAGGUCUGUGAAUUAUGGGCGUCCUGUUGAUCUUGAGGGAUUUUGUGCAGCCGCACGUGAAGAUAAUCCGAUGGAGCGCGAGAACUCGCAGUACUCCGACGAGGAGCUACGUGUGUUCUUCGAUGCGGUGCCUAAAGCCGAUGGCAAGGUGCACUGGCAAGGCAUCAAACACUUCAUUGGAGCUUUUCGCCAAAUGAAUGCCUUGCUGCGGGCACCAGGCAAGUGGCGAGGGCUUAUGGAUGCAUUUCUGCAGAAGGCUUUCGCGCAUCCGGCUGUGAAAAGUGGCUAUGCAGGAGCUAUCGGCUAUUGCCUGGGUGGUCAAAGCUGCUUGGAACAGGUCCGUGCGGGGCACCAGGUCCAGGCGAUUUGCAGCCUCCACGGCCUGCUCCACUCCAGGCCCACGACAGAGGCCGAACCUCUCAAUUCCUUGAAGCGUAUGUCCAGAGAGGACUACGCCAAGGAACUCGCAAUUCCCAACACGUACAACACUGAUUGUCGUGUACUUAUUCAGAACGGCGCAGAGGAUCAGGAAGUCCCUGGCGACACCAUCGUCGACUUCAUGCAGGAGAUGGACGCUCAGAAGAUCGACUGGCGCUUCGAGAACCAUGCGCGUGGACCCCAUGGUUUCGCCUUGCCAAAGGGCACCCCAGGUGGCGACCACUACACGGAGACAAUUGAUCGACGGUCAACGCUGGCGAUGCUCAGCCUUUUCGCAGAGACGUUCCCGAGUUUCCCGCAGUCACCCGUGGAGUGCAACGCGGCUGGGUGCAAGUUGGGUCAAGUGAUCCUGGUUGGAGGCACCGCUGGCAGCCAGGGGCAGCGAUCCACGGUGGCAACAGCUGGAAGCUUCGUGGCUGGCGCGCUUCUUGGAGUGGUCGCCCUGAAGCUCUGUGGGUCGAAGCUGUGA
Messenger RNA from Symbiodinium sp. CCMP2592, 1221 nucleotides. The record is from the annotation of a GenBank genome assembly. NCBI's taxonomy places the organism in Eukaryota, Dinophyceae, Suessiales, Symbiodiniaceae.